AAAACAUCCCGGCGGAAACCGCGCUGGAACGCAAAUAAAAGCUGCAUCGAUCACGACUGAAAUUUCAGCCGACCGUCGUUUAUUCCUCGUCAUUCGCGGGCGCAAAGCUGUCCCCUCAAAUCCCGCGUCCAUCCCCGGCCCGACGUUUUCCGAACCAGCCUCACGUCGGUCUCUUGACGGAACGGAACUUUCGCCGUGACGUCACUGUUGAAAAUACCCGCAAUACAUUCGAUACCCAGACAUGGGCCAGUCCUGACUCCGCCGUGCGUUUGAUCCCGAGCAAUUUUCCUUGUCGGAAAAUCCGCGGUUUUUCCGGUUUUGGAAAGUGUCGUGUUCGGAUAUAUAUCGUGCUUCGCAUAGUCGCCGAACGGCCAACGCGGCGUUUGCUGACGGUGGCGACCUGUCGACCCAGCGAUUCGAUAUAUCUAAGCAACCUACUACCAGUGCGAGUUGAAAUUGUCAAUACUGCUGCUUAGCAUUGGGAGUUGCUCUGUGUUUUUUCCAAUUUCCUCGGGAAAUAAUUGUUUUUCGUCGCCUGAAACCCGAUCACCGCCCGUGAAAAGCUCCAGUCACCGGGAAACAGAUAGUAAAGAAUGGCAGCACCAGACAGUGGGGCCAACUUGAGCACCGGAGAAGAUGGCAUCGUCGGAGGACCUAGGACACCACAGCAAAUCGCAGCUCAAAAGAGGUUACAACAGACGCAGGCCCAAGUUGAUGAGGUCGUUGAUAUUAUGAAAACUAAUGUUGAAAAAGUACUUGAAAGAGAUCAGAAACUAUCUGAAUUAGAUGACAGAGCAGACGCUCUUCAACAGGGUGCAUCACAGUUCGAACAGCAAGCAGGGAAAUUAAAGAGGAAAUUCUGGCUUCAGAACUUAAAAAUGAUGAUCAUAAUGGGACUUAUAGGUCUUGCCAUUUUGGCUGUCGUCGUCAAUAAAUUCAUGCCGGACAAACAGGCGCAAGGACAACCACCGGUGAUGUACGUGCAAGGACCGCCGCCGCAAGCGCCUCCACAACCCGCGCCGGGGGCCGCAGCUCACACCAACUAACCGACUCACCCCAAACGGAAACCAAGUCUCGUCGAGGAGAAAAGCCUCCACUCUCAGCCCUCGAAGGCUCACUCGUUGAAUAUUGAGAUCUCAUAAUCGGAGUCGUUUAUUCCAUCGGAUCCAUAGGGUGUAUAAUCGAAAAUUUGUUAUCAAGUUAUUAGUUUUUAAAUUUCGUUGUUUUUUUUUUUUUCACAAGAAAAUUUCAGCCUCGGAUUGUAUUUCGAGAACUCCUGGUGCGUACCUCUCGCUUCGAUCAGUGGCGAGGCUUGAACGAUUGAUCGAUAUUCCCCCAUUGGAAGCUAUGGUAAAGUAUUAUCGAUUAAUAAUGUGUUCGUUGCGAACACCCUGUAUAUCGAUCCUUAUCCAUAGAUUGAAAUGGUAGAUCAAUCGAUACAUCGCAAAACACGCCACGCCACUGGCUUCGAUGUACUCCAAAAGUAGUAGGAGCUUAGUGUGAAGCACCUGAUUCUUCGUCCUUCUUUACCUAUACAUAUGUGAGGAUAUCGUAUUUUAACUUCCGGCCGCUGUUUCAGAGUCUGGGUGAAAUACAUUGUUGAGCACCCUCAAAAUAUUUCACAGAAAGCCCCUAUAACUUUAACAGCGAGAGAUAUAAUAAGUACCCUCAUUGAGACAGGUAUAGGCUCUCCUCAGUGCAAGGGAUAGCAUUUUUGACAUGAUUGUUCUCGAUUCGAACAUUUUGAGACUUACGUCUCAACAUUAAUAGUAUCAGCACAAACGCUGCAAAACGUAAUUAAUACAUUUUAAGAGGAUGAAUUAAGAAAACAGUACUGAAAUCAUUUUUUUAAAAAUAAAAAUUAAAAAAAACACCGUGCCUUGGCUACAAAUUUUUGAUUGCAAAAUUUAAAAUGAAAUUAAUCUUUUGAACAACUACCAUUCAAAUUCUUUGGCUUUCCAUAUCUAUCAUGACGAAUCGGUCCAAUGAAAGAUUAAUUGAUCAAGUGAUCGAUUGAUGGAUAUACUACUUGAUUGGUGCCACAUGACAUAACUGAUUACAAAUGUUCAAUUUUCUGGGGCAAAACUGAAUAACACUGUUUACAAAGGUUGCUGCGCAACAUUUCAAGGAGACUUAAAUGUCUAUAAUUACCAUCUUUUUUUCGAAAACUCAAAAUAAAAGGCGGUGAUUGACCAUGAAAAGUAUCCAGAAAUAAGCAUAGAGAGUUUUACGCCCAUUAAUUCCGUAGGUCAACGACCACCCCCCACCCCCCUCUAUAUUUCUUCGGCUAAUUUAGGAAUCUUCUUGACCCUCUUCACAUUUUCUCUUUAAUUCUAUAUUUUUAAUUUUUGUUUCAAUUUACGUGCGCAUCCAGAGAACUCGAAACAGAAUAAAUAAUUCGGCUCCUCUUCAGUAUUUAACAUUGCGCUGUUCUCUGUAGACUGAUUCAGACCACGUCACGGAAAGUUAUCGUCUUCGCAAUAGGAAUUAAUUUAUUUUCAUUAGCAACAUUAAAAUAGGUUAUGUCAUUGUUAUUGUUAAUGUUUGAAUCCAAUUCGACAUAAUCUGUACCAUUAGAGAAUUUUCACUGUGAACGCACGUUUGAUUCAGUCUACUGGCAUUGUGUUGAACAUUUUUUUCUAUGAACAUUGUUUAGAACUAUUUUAUUUAAAGGCCUUGGCUCAAAUCCCGGAAAAGUUAGCGGCCUGCUUUUAAACCAACAUCUACAGGUUUACCUCGAGCAGAGGUGCUAUAAAAGCUAUUAAUGUUGAACACUAGUGCGACAUAUUUGUCAAUAGUUUCAACACUUAAUGUAAUCGUCAGUUGAAAGCCCCAUGAAAUAUAGGUAAACUUGAAUUAAUUUGAGGUUUUCAGCUGACAAUAAUAUGAGACCUUUGAGCUGAAACCCCUCUGAGAGGCUCGUGUCUAGCUGUAGAUAUUUUAAAUUAAAAUACGCAAACUUGAUAAAAUCCUAUUUUGAUCUCAGAAUCUACACCUAUUAGAAUUUUUUAAAGGUCAAUUAGUCAAUGUUAUUCAAUUUUUGUUUCGUCUCUUUAUUUUUUGCUACGUAAAUAUAGAAAAUUCUGGCGAGGAUUGGUUAGAAAUUAGUAAUUCACGCUUAAGGGCGAAUGAUUCUGUAAUACGUUCGGACAUACACUUUUUGUACUCAACCCUUUCGGGGUAUAUAGAGGAAAAAUGAUGAGUAGCAGAUUAAACUUAUACUACCGUUCAUGGAAUAUUACAAUAUAGCUCUGCUGAUUUUUGAAGAUACUGUCGAAUACUUCUGAAUAAAUGAUCCCUAACCACCAUUUUUCUAAUGACCAUACAACAGAGUUUCAACGUUUAGGGACGCAGGUAGAUUAAAGUGUUUAAAAAGGUAGCGUGUACUCUUCCCACCAAUAACAAGUAUUAUAUUUAUACUUCUGUAUAAGAUAUUUUAUAUCAUAGUAUGAAUAUAAAUAUGUACUUAAAACUAUACGUCUGCUUUGUAAAAUAAACCUCUCAUCAAAUCUGUGCUAAUAUAUAUACAUAUGUUUCAAACA
Messenger RNA from Bemisia tabaci, 3542 nucleotides. It is a transcript of the gene nSyb, whose product is annotated as neuronal Synaptobrevin. Gene Ontology annotation, biological process: vesicle-mediated transport. The record is from RefSeq and is a predicted model, not a curated record. NCBI's taxonomy places the organism in Eukaryota, Metazoa, Arthropoda, Insecta, Hemiptera, Aleyrodidae. Gene Ontology annotation, cellular component: membrane.